Messenger RNA from Oppiella nova, 234 nucleotides. The record is from the annotation of a GenBank genome assembly. Lineage: Eukaryota; Metazoa; Arthropoda; Arachnida; Sarcoptiformes; Oppiidae.
AUGGUAUUCUGUUGUUUGUAUGAAGUGGUCGUAAGAAUGUCUAAAUCUGAGAAAGAGAUCAAACCAGUGAUGACUAACAAUAAUAUAGUGAUUCAGGAGGAGAAGCCAUUCUUUAUAUUAUGUAAACCAAAACUAUUGCCCCUAAAGUCGAUGACUUUGGAGAAGUUGGAGAAAAUGCAAACCGACGCCGAAGAGAAAGCCAAACAACUGAUGGCUCAAAGCGAUCCACAAUAA